AUGGCAUCUGCGGAAAGUCUUUAUUCGACUUUACAGAAAAGUGGGCAUAGAACAAAACUUCCAGUACCAAUGUUUGAUCGAUCACAAAUAAGUAUUUGGAGUAUACUUAAACAAUGUAUUGGAAAAGAAUUAUCGAAAAUAACAAUGCCAAUUGUUUGGAAUGAACCUGUUUCAUUUUUAGAACGUUUUGCAGAAAAUGUUCUUUAUUCUUAUUUACUUGAUAAAGCUGAUGAAUGCACUGAUCCAAUUAUGAGAAUGCAGUAUGUUGCUGCAUUUGCUGCAUCAUCCAUUGCAAGUAAUAUUGAUCGUUUAUCAAAACCAUUCAAUCCAUUACUUGGUGAAACAUAUGAAUAUGAUGGUGAUGAUUUACCACAUCGUUUUGUAUGUGAACAAGUAAGUCAUCAUCCGCCAGUAAGUGCAUUCGUAUGUGAAUCAAAAGAUAAUGGUGCUCGAUGGAAAUUUUAUGGAAGUAUAUUACCAAAAGCUAAAUUUUCUGUUAAAAAUAUGGAAGUUAAUCCAAAAGGAUUAUUAACACUUGAACUUAAACGACAUAAAGAAGUUUAUACUUGGGAAAGUGUAACAUGUACAGUUCAUAAUAUUGUUGUUGGUCGACUUUGGUUUGAAUAUCAUGGUACUACAGAAAUUGUUAAUCAUACAAAUAAAAUCAAAGCAAUAUUAAAUUUUAAACCAUAUUCAUGGUCAUCAAAAGAAUUACAUAAAAUUGAAGGUUAUAUUGUUGAUUCUCAUAAAAAAAAAGUACGUGGUUUAUAUGGAUAUUGGUCAGAAGCAUUAUAUUCAAUUGAUAUCGAUCAUUUUGAGUCAUUUCUGAAACAACAAAAAAAAGAUGCAAAACAAGCAUCAAAAAAUCCUCCACAACGUACUACAAAUUCAGCAUCAUCAAGUGAUAAUGGUGAUCCAGAUGAAGAAGUACCUGAUGUUGAUUUAUCACAUGAACAACUUAAUCUUCCUCCUAAUUCUAUUACACUUUGGCGAAUUAUACCUAAAUUAGAUUAUGCAAAUCAAUAUUACAAUUUUUCAGUAUAUACUAUGGCACUUAAUGAAUGGACUGAAGAGGAUCAAAAAACACGGCCACCAUUACCACCAACAGAUUCACGAUUUCGUCCUGAUAUUCGUCAAAUGGAAGACGGUAAUAUUGAUAAAGCUGGAGAUGAAAAAAAUCGUCUUGAAGAAAAACAACGUCUAGCAAGAAGUACAAUGGAAAAACGUCGAGAAGAAUGGCAACCAAGAUGGUUUCGUCUUGCUAAACAUGAAAUAACCGGACAAGAAGUAUGGGUAUCAAAUGAAAAAUAUUGGCAACGAAAUUGGUCAAACUGUCCAGACAUUUAUUAA
Adineta steineri is the source of this 1350-nucleotide messenger RNA. The record is from the annotation of a GenBank genome assembly. Lineage: Eukaryota; Metazoa; Rotifera; Eurotatoria; Adinetida; Adinetidae.